AUGGCGUUAGUAUCCGCAGCCCCCAUUCUUGCGCUACUCGGAGAAUCCGACACAAGUUUAAAAGAAUAUGCGUUGACGACGUUGAAUGAAGUUGUGGAUCAAUUAUGGUCUGAAAUAGCUAACAAUAUAACUGAAUUAGAAGAGCUUUAUGAAGACGAUUCUUUUGAAAAAAGACAGUUGGCUGCUUUGAUUAUUUCUAAAGUUUAUUAUAACUUGGGUGAUUAUGAUGCAUCUGUUAAAUAUUCGCUUUCUGCUGGAGAUGAAUUCAAUGUUGAUGAGCAAUCCCAGUUUGUUGAGACCAUUGUAUCUCGUUGUAUUAGCUGGUAUACAUCGUUAUCUCAGGCACGGUUCUUGGAAGGUACUGGAGACAUUGACCCGCAACUAACUUCUAUUUUCGAGAAGAUGUUGCAGAGAUGUAUUAUAGGCGGUGAAUUGAAAUUGGGAUUGGGUAUUGCUUUGGAAAGUUAUCGUUUGGAAUUGAUCAAGUCAAUCUUAGCUGAACAGGUUGAAAAAAAUGAAGAACAAGCGGUCAAUCUCAUCAAUUACGUGUUACAGGCCACUAAUUCUGUUGUCUCAGAUACCACCUUUAGAACUCAUGUUUUGAACGCUUUAAUUGAACUCUUGUUGCAAUUGAAAAGUAAUAUUGACUAUUUUACUAUUUUUAAGAUUAUUAUUCAAUUGAAUGAUUCAAAAUGGGCAACAAAGAUCUUCAAGGAAUUGUUAUCCGAAAAGGAAAAGUUAAUUGUUUUUCAAAGUGGAUUUGAUUUGGUCAACACUGCCUCUCAAGAAUUACUCAUCAAUGUUAUAGAAGAGUUGAAAAAUGAUCAAGGUGAAGAUGAAACUGAAUAUGUCCAAAUAAAAUCAAAGUUGUUACAUAUUUUAAGCGGUGUUCCUACCCGUGACUUGGAGAUCACCUUUUUACAUGACCAUAACAACACCGAUAUUUCCAUUUUAAAUAAAACAAAGAACUUACUAGAUGGGAAGUUAUCUCUUCAUCAUUCAGCAGUUACAUUCAUGAACGCUUUCAUGCACGCUGGUACAACUGAUGAUUCGUUUUUCAGAAAGAAUUUGGAAUGGUUAGGUAAAGCUACAAAUUGGUCCAAGUUCUCAGCUACUGCAGCCUUAGGUGUGAUUCACAUGGGCAAUUUGAGUCAAGGGCGCAACGUGUUGAAACCUUACUUACCUGGAUCAUCCUCAGGUUCAACAUACACAAAAGGUGGGUCGCUUUUCGCUUUAGGGUUGAUUUAUACUGGACAUGGUAAUGAAAUUAAUGAUUAUUUGAGACUGUUCAUUGAUGACCAUGGUAACUCUGCUGGUAAUAAUGAUACUGAUGUCAUGUUACACGGAGCAUGUUUGGGUGCUGGUGUGUCAGGUAUGGGAUCUAAUAAUAACGAGCUUUACAGAGCAUUGAAGGUUGUUCUAUACUCAGAUUCGGCUAUUUCAGGUCAAGCCGCAGCAUUAGCCAUCGGGUUAGUGAAGUUAGGCUCUGGUGAUGAAGAAGCCAUUGACGAAUUAUUCAACUAUGCUCGAGAAACUCAACAUGAAAACAUUAUAAGAGGGUUAGCUAUUGCUAUCGCUUUCUUGAGUUAUGGAAGACAAGAAAAAGCAGACGGUAUUAUUUCAAAGUUGUUAGACCAAGAGAAUAGUAUUUUGAGGUAUGGUGGUGCGUUUGCUGUUGCUAUGGCAUAUGCUGGUACCGGUAGAAAUAGUGCAAUCAAGAGAUUAUUACAUUGCGCUGUGUCUGACCCAUCUGACAAUGUUAGAAGAGCCUCAGUGUUAGGUUUGGGUUUUAUUUUAAUCAGAGAUCCUAAUUCCGUGCCACAAAUUGUCGACUUGUUGUCUCAGUCACAUAACCCUCAUGUACGUUACGGUGCUGCGAUGGCGUUGGGUAUCUCAUCAGCUGGUAGAUGUUUACCAGCAGCACUUAAGAUUUUGGAACCUUUGACCAAAGAUGCUGUUGAUUUUGUUAGACAAGGUGCUCUUGUUGCCACUUCUAUGAUCUUGAUUCAACAGAAUGACGUUACCUAUCCAAAGUUGAAGGAUUUUACCUCUAAAUAUGCAAACACCAUUAAAAACAAACAUGAGGAUGGCUUGGCAAAGUUUGGUGCAACCUUAGCCCUGGGUAUUAUUGAGGCCAGUGGUAGAAAUGUUACAAUCAAUUUAGAACACACACAAACAAAUACUUUGAAUACAAAGGCUAUUGUUGGGUUGGCAUUGUUCUGUCAAUCAUGGUACUGGUACCCAUUGGUUCACUUUUUGUCACUCUCUUUCACACCAACUUCUAUAAUUGGCAUAAGGGGAUCUGACUUGAGAAUACCAAAGUUUGAUAUUUUGUGUCAUACUAAACCUGAGCUUUUUGAAUAUCCACCCAAAGUGGAAGAAUCUAAGGAAAAGCAACCAGAUAAAAUUACAACUGCUGUUUUAUCGACAACUGCUAAGGCAAAGGCUAGAGCAAAGAAGAAGUCUGCUAAAGACGGGAAAAUGGAUAUUGAUGAAGAGCCAAAGCCAGCUGCAAAGUCUGAGAAUGAAACAAAGUUGAAGGAAGGUGAAAAGGAAUCGGAUAAUGAUAAAGAGAAAAAGGAGAAGGAGAAGGAAGAAGCUGCAAAGAGUGAUGAGCCUUUAAAAAUUCGCUAUUCAAAGACUCCAUUUUCACUUAGUAACAUGUCUAGAGUUCUUCCUGCGCAAUCUAACUUUAUUGCUUUUGCUAAGGAUUCAAGGUUUUCUCCAGUUAGAAAGUUAAGAGGUCAUACAGGUAUUAUCAUUUUGAAGGAUAACGAGCCAACACAAAAGUGUGAGUUUAUCAAGACUGUAAGACAACUGAAUAUCAAUGAGGCACCAUUACCUGAGCCAUUCUAUUUAGAAGGUGAUGACUUGAAGAUUGAUGAGGAUUAG
This is a messenger RNA of Lizanozyma spartinae, 2892 nucleotides long. RefSeq names its product proteasome regulatory particle base subunit (gene RPN2). Bases 1 to 2892 code for a protein of 963 amino acids. The transcript has a single exon. Gene Ontology annotation, biological process: proteasome-mediated ubiquitin-dependent protein catabolic process; regulation of protein catabolic process. Gene Ontology annotation, molecular function: enzyme regulator activity. Gene Ontology annotation, cellular component: proteasome regulatory particle, base subcomplex; proteasome complex; proteasome storage granule. The record is from RefSeq and is a predicted model, not a curated record. NCBI's taxonomy places the organism in Eukaryota, Fungi, Ascomycota, Pichiomycetes, Serinales, Debaryomycetaceae.